AUGGCGUCUGAUGGCCGAAAUCGUCUAAGCACAUUUUGGACUCCUACUCAAACCCGAAAGGCAAACGCAGAAGAUACCAGCGAUCAUGGCCACGACUUGCUCCUGCGGGCUGGCUUCCUCCGCCAAGCUCACAGUGGGAUUUUCCAUCUAUUGCCCCUGGGACUUCGCGUACAGGACAAGAUCGAGCGUCUGAUCGACAAGCACAUGCAAAGCGUCGGCGCAUCGAAGGUCUCCUUAUCUUCCCUGUCAUCACAGGAGCUAUGGCAGAGGUCUGGACGUCUCGAUGGCCGCAACGCUGAACUGUUCCACAUUGAAGACAGAAAGGAGGCUGGGUAUCUACUGGCACCAACUCAUGAAGAAGAGAUUACGAUGAUCGUCAAGAACGCUGUCCAUUCGUACAAAGAUCUCCCACUGCGGCUCUAUCAAGUCUCUCGAAAGUAUCGGGAUGAGGCGCGACCAAGACAAGGCCUACUGCGUGGAAGGGAAUUUGUCAUGAAAGACCUUUACACAUUUGAUGUGAACGAGGCGCAAGCGCUGGAGACGUAUGAGAGCGUCCGCGCUGCUUAUAGAGCUUUCUUGGACGAGCUGAACCUGCCCUAUCUGGUUGCCACUGCAGACUCUGGCAACAUGGGUGGCAAUCAUAGCCACGAAUAUCACUUUCCAUCACCAAAGGGCGAAGACACGGUAAUCAGCUGUGCCAGCUGUAGAAUGACUAUCAACGAGGAGUUGUUCCGAGGCCAAUACAAUCCAGAUCAUGUGGAUUCUCGGAUCGACCAGAAUGCCCAAAUUCCUUUCCAGGUCUGGCAUGGAUAUAAGCCAGUAGAAAAGGCUCCCCAACGGCUUCGCGAAGUAGCCAAGAGCGAUGAUCAGGAGCCUACCGAGACAAGCGAGACCGAAGCAAAUGUCACAGCGGCCCCCACGAUUGUGGAGGUCUUCCUUCCCAAAGGGCCCUUCGAGCCGAACAUUCACGCCAUCAAGGAUCUGGUGCCGGGAAUAGAUACCAGCCAGUCUUCGGAUAUUGCGGACUUGAAGCAACUCCUCAACAAGGAGGCGGCACAAGGGAUGUCAAAUGGUCACCUACAACCCGAAAGAGUCACUCUUCUAGAUCCGAGGUUGUCCGUGCAAUCCGUCGAAUCCAGUGCAGAGUACUGGGCAAAGCAUCCCUUGUUUACUGGGCUACCGGGAAAAAUCGAGAAAGCGCCCUUCCUUCUAACCCAGGCACGACAAGAUGACCCUUGCCCAAAGUGUGGUGCUGAAGGAAGCCUUCACUUCGAGAAAGCAGUCGAGAUUGGGCACACCUUCCAUCUCGGAAGACGUUACAGCAAACCUUUGCAAGCGACGGUCAUGGACGAGAAGAGCAAGCAGGUCGAAAUCGAGAUGGGUUGCCAUGGCAUUGGCGUGUCCAGACUUAUUGCUGCUGCGGCCUCGCUGAUAGCAGAUGACAAGGGUCUGAACUGGCCGAAGGUUAUUGCGCCAUUUGGAGUCGUGCUGGUCGGCGCGGGCAGCACGCCCAAGGAAGAUGUUGUGUCGGUGUAUGACAGUCUGGGCGCGUUGCACGAAAGUGGCCUGGACGUGGUCAUCGAUGAUCGACAAAGACCAUUUGGCUGGAAACUGAACGACGCUGACCUCAUCGGGUUUCCGUUCAUCCUUGUCAUGGGCAAGGCAUGGAACGAGCGCCGCGCAGUUGAGUUGCAAUGUCGCAGACUCGGAUUGAAAGAAGAGAUUCCCGUGGAACUUGUCCCUAGCCAAAUCAAGGACUACAGCGAGAAGCUGUAG
Molecule: messenger RNA, 1776 nt
Organism: Zasmidium cellare ATCC 36951
Lineage: Eukaryota; Fungi; Ascomycota; Dothideomycetes; Mycosphaerellales; Mycosphaerellaceae
Exons: 2
Coding region: 1-1776 (591 amino acids)
Biological process (GO): prolyl-tRNA aminoacylation
Cellular component (GO): mitochondrion; cytoplasm
Molecular function (GO): ATP binding; proline-tRNA ligase activity
Source: RefSeq, a predicted model, not a curated record